Molecule: messenger RNA, 1407 nt
Organism: Cadophora gregata
Lineage: Eukaryota; Fungi; Ascomycota; Leotiomycetes; Helotiales; Ploettnerulaceae
Exons: 4
Coding region: 1-1407 (468 amino acids)
Biological process (GO): proteolysis; peptide metabolic process
Cellular component (GO): mitochondrial intermembrane space
Molecular function (GO): metalloendopeptidase activity
Source: RefSeq, a predicted model, not a curated record
AUGAAUAACGUUCCUAUCUUGAAAGAAAUAGUUAUGCUACGUGAUGAGGCGGCUCGUCUUCUUGACUAUCCCAACCAUGCUGCCUUCAGGUUGGAGGAAAAUAUGGCUAAGAACCCGGCAAACGUCAAUGCAUUCCUAACGGACCUACAGUCUAGACUCAUAGCUGGUGGACGGAAAGAUCUAGAGGCCUUGAAGGCGCUCAAGAAGUCUGAUAUGGAAUCUCGAGGAGAGAUCUUCAAUGGUCACUACUUCAUCUGGGAUAACCAGUAUUAUGGAAUAUUCGGUCGACCAGCAAAAUAUUGCAGAUACUUCCCACUGCAAAGCACCAUCAAAGGGAUGCUGCGGACUUUCCAGCAGCUCUUUGGUCUUGCAUUCGUGGAGAUUCCUAGUGCCGAGAGCAGCGGGUUUUCAAAAUAUGACGGCGGAGAAGGUCUUGCCUGGCAUGAAGAUGUUCAAUUAUACUCUGUCUGGGAUAGUAAAGAUGAGGGUGGUGGCUUCCUUGGAUACCUGUAUCUGGAUCUGUACUCACGGGAGAACAAAUGUUCGAAUCCCAGCAAUUGGAACUUGCAACCCGGGUUUGUUCACGAGAAUGGCACCCGCCACUAUCCAUCCACAGUGUUGAUUUGCGCAUUCUCCAAGCCGACACCCAAAAAACCGACCCUACUGCAACAUGGCGAGGUCGUCACUCUAUUUCAUGAGCUUGGACAUGGCAUCCAUGAUCUGGUGUCGAAGACUCAGUUCUCUCGAUACCACGGCACGAUGACCGUCAUAGACUUUGGUGAAGCACCUAGUCAGAUGCUGGAGAAUUGGUGUUGGACACCAGCGACGCUGAAGUCCCUCAGUCGGCAUUACUCGACCCUAUCAGAGGGAUGCCUUAGAUCGUGGGAAGAGCAGGCAAAUGGAAAUCCGCCCCCGACUGAGACUAUUCCUGAUGAGAUGAUCGAGAAACUGAUCAGAGCUAAGAACGUCAAUGGUACUUUGUUCCAGCUACGCGUCCUGCAUCCCAGCGUGUUGGACAUGAUGAUUCAUCAACCUGAGACUCACGAGGCAUUGGAUCAAAUGAACUUCUCCGAGCAAUACAACAAGAUCCGGAAAGACCUCACAGGUAUGGGUGGUCCCGAAGUGCUUGGCGAAGGUUGGGAAUGGGGGCAUGGUGAUGGUAAUAUGGGCCACCUCGUCGGAGAUUAUGACGCUGGCUUGUACGGGUAUCUAUACUCGAAAGUAUUUGCGGACGACAUGUUCCAGACAGUCUUCGAGAAAGAGCCUAUGGAUGCCAAGGCAGGCAGGAGAUACAGAUAUGCAGUUCUUGAGAAAGAGGGAGGUCAGGAUGAGAUGAAGACUUUGACUGACUUCCUUGGUCAGGAGCCGAAAAUGGAUGCUUUCUUCGAGGACCUAGGUAUUGGUUAA